AUGGCUAGCGAGAAGUACCAGCAGACGGAGAGGAAGAUUCCCGGCAAUGUUCAACAGCAAGAUACUUCCUUCAAUCAGACUCCUCCGAUGGACGUGGCGGCAGCCCAUGAGAAAGGAUGGAGCAACACAAGCCACGAUAUGGCCGACAUGCAACGCCUUGGCAAGAAACAAGAGUUCAAGGGCGCCAACGAGUGGUGGCCAAUAUCAUUGGGUUGGAUGAGUUCGCUCGGUUGGAUCGCAUCCAUAAGUUCAUCGAUAUACAUCGUCUCGGCCCAGAUUCGGGCAGCGAUCAAUGUCACGAGUCCUGAGUAUGCUUUCACCAAUUGGCAGUACACGCUGAUGAUGCUUGCAUUCCUGAUCAUCACCAUAUUGUUCAACACAUGGGGCGCCACAGUAUUGCCAUUGCUGGAGAGCAUUUCUCUGUUUGGACAUCUUGCCGGAUUCAUCAUCACGUUGAUUCCUCUGUGGGUUUUAUGCUCAAGGAACCCAGCAGCUGCAGUCUUCACGGAAGUUGUCAACAAUGGAGGAUGGAGCAAUACCGGAACUGCUUGUCUUGUCAGUCAAACUACAGUUAUAUUUUGCCUUCUGGGUUCGGACAGUAUCGUCCAUAUCUCGGAAGAGGCUGAAAAUGCCUCUCUCAAUGUUCCACGAGCUAUGUGGUGGAGCUAUCUUGGAAAUGUCCUGAUGGGCACCAUUAUGCUGAUCACAAUGCUAUUCUGCAUCGGCAAUCUUGACAGUGUCAUAGACUCUGAUGCUCCAUAUCUGGUUUUAUUCACCAAUACAGGGUCCACGGCUGUCGCACUCUUGCUGUCUGUUGUCUUGUUUAUCCUCAUCUUUGCGGGGAACAUCACCUGUCUGGCGACGGCAUCACGAGAAACAUGGGCCUUUUCACGUGACAAAGGCUUUCCAUACUCAACAUGGAUAUCGAAGGCGAGUCUUGGCCCACGAAUCCAUACCAUCUGUUUGAUAUAG
This is a messenger RNA of Endocarpon pusillum Z07020, 972 nucleotides long. RefSeq lists its product as uncharacterized. The coding region runs from base 1 to 972 and encodes 323 amino acids. The transcript has 4 exons. The record is from RefSeq and is a predicted model, not a curated record. Lineage: Eukaryota; Fungi; Ascomycota; Eurotiomycetes; Verrucariales; Verrucariaceae. Gene Ontology annotation, cellular component: membrane. Gene Ontology annotation, biological process: transmembrane transport. Gene Ontology annotation, molecular function: transmembrane transporter activity.